UCCACCGUUUACGCUACCAACAUCAAGACCAUCACCUCUUGCGCCGCCGAAGUCACUAACUGCCCGGCCCGCGAGACCCCUCAGGUUGUUACCGAGGUCGUCCCCAUUACUACCACCAUCUGCCCCGUCGUCGACGUCCCUACGCAGUUGACCGUCAUCAAGACUGAGGUCCACACCAUCACCUCCUGCGCCCCUGAGGUCACCAACUGCCCGGCCAGACAGACCACCGUCACCAGCCAGGCCGUCAUCCCGACGACUGUGGCCAUCCCCGUCGAGAGCUACACCCCUGGAAAGCCAGCCGUCACAAACUGCCCGGCCAGGACGUCCACUAUCGUCACAAGCAAGGUCAUCCCCACCACAAUCCCCGGUGCUCCCGCCGUCCCCACCACCGCCGAGUCCGCGAAGCCCGUCGUCACCGAGCCCCCUGUCCCCGCAACUUCCGGAGCUUCAACCGCCCCUGGCGCCGGUGUCCCUACUGUCGGUGUCCCUGCCUCCAGCAGCACC
Molecule: messenger RNA, 504 nt
Organism: Colletotrichum phormii
Lineage: Eukaryota; Fungi; Ascomycota; Sordariomycetes; Glomerellales; Glomerellaceae
Exons: 3
Source: RefSeq, a predicted model, not a curated record